AUGAAGUUCGCAUCCCCACUGCCUGUGAGUUUACCGAAAGAGUGCGACAAGGCGACCAAAAUACUAUUAUCUUUUGUGGACGGGAGAAAUGAUGGCCUCGACGGUCUUAUCCCCCGACAAAUUCUCGAACAAGCUCACGGCUUUGCUAUAUUCACCGUAGUCAAAGCCGGCUUUCUGUUCUCUGCACGAGCGGGGAGCGGCAUCGUCAUUGCUCGAUUACACGACGGUACAUGGAGUGCUCCCAGUGCGAUCGGCACAGCUGGGAUGGGCGUAGGAGGCCAGGCGGGCGCCGAAAUGACAGACUUUCUCAUCGUCCUCAACACUCGAGCAGCCGUCAAAUCAUUCAUGUCUGCAGGGUCUCUCACUCUGGGAGGUAAUAUGAGCCUCGCGGUCGGUCCGAUUGGACGUAAUGGGGGUGCCGAUGUCGCUCUCAACACCAAGGGCAAGGUCGCUGCCAUGUACUCGUACAGCCGGACCAAGGGGCUAUUCGGCGGUAUAAGCGUGGAGGGAUCUAUUAUCGUCGAACGCCAAGACGCAAACGCUAUCGCUUACGAUGCUGAUGUUACAUCAAAACAGCUCCUCAGUGGAGUUGUUCCAACCCCACCAUGGGCUCAAACCCUCGUUCGUGCUUUGGAACGCUGCACAGGCCUGCCUACCGGCCAAAAAUGGAUUCAAGAGGAUCGGACGGGGAGCGACGUGAGCGGAGGAUACCAUUUCGGGGGUGUCGGAUCUUCCAGUAACCAGUCUAGCCCCAGAGGCGGAAUUAUUGAUCGCACCAAACGAAUGUCCGGGGUAUUUUCACCACCUUGGGGCAAAAAGAAAGAAAGCACAAGUUAUUUCCCUGAUCCAGACGACGACUAUACCAACGAGGCGCCAAGCGCUGCUACCCGGUCACCCUUUGCUUCUCCGGUCGAUCACCGCAAAUCGACCUCGGUUUCGAGUAAACCUACGGAUAGGCUCGACGGCUUUGAUACCCAUUUCGAGUCUGAUUUCGACCCGUCGCGGACGGCAGAGCCGACUCGUGUUUCAAGAGACCUUCCGCGCAAGUCGAUUGAAGAUUACGAAACACGCAUGCGCCAAAAUGCCUCCCCCUAUAGCGCAUUAAGCAACACUUCGCCUACCCAAACACAGUUUUCGGAUAUAUCAGCCCAGCAGCGAUUGGCUCUGAAUAGGAACUUUUCGUCCAAGAGCAACGGUACCGGCGGUUCGUUCUUUGGCCGAAGCAAGGAAAAUAACAACGAGAAUGGCUCGCCUAGCAAUGGUCGUCCGACCUCUACAUAUGGGGGCAUCGGGGGAUGGGGCGCCCGUUUUACAAAGAAGGAAACCGAGCGCAAAGAGGUUGAUCUAAUGACCGGCGACGACGACGAAGACCCGUUCAACUCUUUCCACGAUUCACCCACAAAGACGACGACAAACGGAAACGGACUGGCGCGAGGUAGCUUUGAUAGCGGCGGACCAUGGAGUUCGAGCGUUGCAAGCAACGGGCACGGCUCUUCGAACGGUCGAGGCUUUUACCCCGGACUUGUUGAAACUGACUUGAAUAUUGCCAACAAGGACGCCAACGUCUGGGAGGACGAUCCGUUUGGCCAGAAACCAGCUCGCCAGCCCACCCCCAAAAUUUCUACAAAACCUGGGCUUCGAGACCCCCAGGCCGAGGGCGUUGCUCGGGCAAUUGCAUUGUUUGAUUUCAUUGCUCAAGAGUCGGGCGAUUUGUCAUUUAACAAGGGAGAUAUUAUCACAGUCAUGAAAAAGACAAAUUCAACAGACGAUUGGUGGACAGGCAAACUCAAUGGAAAACAGGGCAUUUUCCCAGCCAACUUCACUGAAGUAGUGUAA
Messenger RNA from Rhizoctonia solani, 1836 nucleotides. Its product is annotated as SH3 domain-containing protein. Gene Ontology annotation, cellular component: actin cortical patch. Gene Ontology annotation, biological process: actin filament bundle assembly; actin cortical patch localization. NCBI's taxonomy places the organism in Eukaryota, Fungi, Basidiomycota, Agaricomycetes, Cantharellales, Ceratobasidiaceae. The transcript is spliced from 7 exons. Gene Ontology annotation, molecular function: phosphatidylinositol binding; actin filament binding. The record is from RefSeq and is a predicted model, not a curated record. Bases 1 to 1836 code for a protein of 611 amino acids.